Messenger RNA from Caenorhabditis auriculariae, 11677 nucleotides. NCBI's taxonomy places the organism in Eukaryota, Metazoa, Nematoda, Chromadorea, Rhabditida, Rhabditidae. The record is from the annotation of a GenBank genome assembly.
AUGCGAUCCCGGGCCAGUUCUGUCACUAACGUCGGCCAACGGAAUGCGCAACGCAAAGGUAUAAUUUGAGGUUCAUUUAGAUCGUUUCAUGUUUCUCUCAGGAGAAAAAAACCUCACGUCAGUUUCUCUUGUAAAAACUUAGGAAAAAGUAAAGUCGUGAAUUAUGAAAGCUGGUAUAUAUCAUUACUCAAAGAUUCGAGAAGAAUUCGCUUUCGUCAAUUUCAGAGUUUCAUUAUUUUUGUCUUUUUCUCAUUGAAAGAGUGUUUUUAUGUCAUAAGGAUAGAAAUUUGAAAUUUUUUCAAGAGACUUUGCUAUUAACUCGAAAUUUCAAGGAAUCUCCCUGGAUCGCAAUAAUAAUGCGAUUCGAGAAAUCAAUCGCCAGCCUCGGAUGGUUUCAACAGCCAAAAAACGGGAAGAGACCAACGAGCUGUUUUUCAAGGCAAGUCUAUACUUAUAUUUGUCCCAAAUUCUUUUCAUUUUUUAUUCGAAUUAAAUGGUCUGUCAUGUUUUUUUGAUGACCUCUUUUGCCUACUUUGUUUGAAGGGAGAGUUCCAUUUCAAAAUUAUUUUCAGACAUGGCGUAGCAUUGAUAUAAAAAAAUAGGAAAACCAAUUACGGAGUAGUUUUUGCUCUUUUCUCAUUUUAAUCUCAACUGGCGAUUCUCCCAUUUUCCGUCCGUCGCUUUGGAAACCGAGUUUUGCCUAAUCGAAAAGUUAUUUAAUUUAACUACGUUCUUCAACAACAACAAAUAGAGAUGAAAGUUCAUAUUUAUCAAGGAACAUCAUUAACGCGGGAAUAAGUAGAAAAGCGGACUUUUUGCGUUUAUUUUCUCUCAUUUGUGGCGAACCGGAGCUUGAAUUUUACGGCUUUAUGAGAACUGCGAAAUUUUUUUAUCUUUGAAACGUAUUUCAAUUUCAAACGCUAUUAACCGAAAUAGCCGGAAUCAGCGAGGAGUUUAUAUCUGAUACCAUUUUUAUGUUAUGGAUGUUUGAGUGAAAUCAUUUUCAAGGUGGUGUUUAUUUUAUAGAUGUUUUGUUUAAAAUGAAUGUAUGAAAAUGAAUUAGGACGAAUUUCUGCCCCCAUUCUCGAAAAUAUUUGUGUUUUUCUUCUACUUCCAGAAAGUUGUUCGGUUUAUUUUUCUACCUCAAAAAUAAUGAGACCUCGAACAAACGCGAGGAAAGACAUGCUUCACCUGGCUUUGCAUUCGUAUUUUCCGCUGGUCACUCGUCGGAAACAUUCAAGGGACAUCCGGCCACAAAAAAGGGCACCUCUUUUUCGCUAGUUGUACAGCAGAGGCUGUUGUUGCGCUUUUCGCAUAAUCGCGCUUUUGGUUUCGAAGAAAACAUUGGCCGUGGGACUUUAAAGGUGCAUGAACUUCGAAGCAUCGAAAUAGAAGUAAAAGAGGGCAAAAUAAAGCUUCUGAAACGAAUAAAAUAUAGCAAAUCAAGUCGGAUUUAUAAAAUUGAAUUCUAUAUUUUUUUUGUUGUUAAAUUUGCGUAUUCGCUUUAUCCUUUCUCAUUUUGCAUUUCAGGAAAGCGAGUUUAUGACGAGAAUCGAGUCGAGCAGCGCGAUGGAUGAACAAUUUGAAGUUGGCCGAGUGAUUGGCCGAGGCAAUUUUUCUUCGGUUCAUAUCGCCAGAAGACGUUCCGACGGAUUCAAAGGCGUCAUAAAGGUUUCAGGAAAAGUUGUAAAAAACGAUGAACUGAAUUUAGCGCUUGGAUAUUAUGACGGGAAGAAAUUGAUUAAUUAUUCAAGUAAUUUUGACUUGAAAGGGGUUGAGAAAUUUUUUUUUUCAUGAAUUCACCUUGACAGGAAAGUUUGAAAACCUCUUCGAAGCUUAUUUUUUUGGCUUGAUUAUCUGUAGCUGUUAUAACUUUAGACUUGAUGGCUUUUUUUCCAGCAAGUUGACAAACGAGCUCUGCGAGAUAAAUGUUUUUUCGUGGAGAAUGAAGUGGAGAUGCUCGCCCUGACUUCACGUAUUCAUGAAAACAUCAUUGGUAUUAUCGACGCCUUUCAAUCGCCGUCAAAGUAUUUCUUGUUCCUUGAAUACGCGAAGGUAUUCAUUUUGAAGCUGUUUUCGAACCUACGUAUAUCUUUAGUAUGGUGAUUUGUUCGAGACGAUACGAAAACGUAGGAGAAUGGGUGAACGCGAGGCGGCUGUCAUAACUGCGCAGGUGAACGAUUUCCCAUUUUGACUUGUUCCAUUUAAAAAGAAUUAAAAAUAGCAAAUCAAGUCGGAUUUAUAUCGGUUUUUCUGAGCAGCAGAAAAAAAAAGAUAGAGGAAGAGAGUUGAAUAUUCAAAAAAAAAAAACUUGAGAUGUAAAUUUCUGCUCCCAGAUUUAUUUAAACUAUUUUUUCGCAUCAUCCGAGUCAUUGUAAACUUUAACCACUUUUUAAAUUUUGAUGAACUAUUUUUUUAAUUUUCCAACUGUCAAGCAAGAUUCUUUAUAUUAUUAACGGAAAGAACGAAAGAGAAUAUUUUAAUCAAUCAAGAUCAUACAAAUCUUAUGAAAAUUAGGUUUAUUUGUGUUUAGAUUGCCUCGGCGCUGGACUUUUUGCACGACAGCCACACGGUUCAUCGAGAUGUCAAGCCCGAAAAUAUUUUUCUCGUCGGUCCAAGCAGCGUCAAAUUGGGAGAUUUCGGCUUGGCCUGUGUCGAACGAGGGCCACUUUAUAGAGUUUGCGGCACGCCAACUUAUUGUGCGCCUGAGAUUCUCAAAGAGACCGGUAAGAAUGGUAGAAAAAAGGGUUAGUUCUGGAUAGAACCAUCAAAAGAAAGUGAAAAUUUUAUUGAAUUUUUGAAACGAACCUCCUAGGCUCUCAUUAUCGCUGAACUUCUCGCCGUGUCUACGUUUCUAAGUCCAGAAAAUUUUGGUUUAAAAUUUCAAGGAAUUUGAGAGGUUCAGCUAGAAAAAGUUAUGUGGAAAAAUGGAGAUUUUCGUUCCAACAAAUUUUAUUUUUAUGAUAAAAAAGACGUCCGUUUUUGGUUGUUACGAAAACGAUCAACUCUUUUCAGGUUACGGGGUUAAAGUGGACGUGUGGUCACUCGGCGUUGUGCUCCACGUGAUGCUCGUUGGUCGAGCUCCUUUUAUAGCUCAAACUCAGCAACGCCUUUUCAAGCUAAUCGUCCAGGGAAAACUAGUUUUUGAAAUGCCAGAUUACAAAGGAAUUUCCAUCAGUAAGAACUAUUUUUAGUUCAUUACAGCGACAAAAAAAAAGAAAAUUCAGAAGCCCUCGACUUGAUGUCCCGGAUGAUGCGAACAAAUGCGGAGGAACGACCGCAUUCUAGAGAAAUCAUAUCUCAUCCUUGGAUCGUUUAUCAUUCAAAUAAUGUUGAAGAUUGAUUUUAAAAAAAACCAAUAAUUAACGAUUUGAUAUUUUUUUAGAACCUUUUUUUCUGCUUUUAAGAUUCUAUCAGUUGAUUUGUUUCGAAAUCCCAAUAAUUCAAAAAUUUUUUUACCUGUUGAACUCAAGUCACCUGCUCUCAAAGAACUCUGAACUAUGUAAUAUAUAAAUUAAGUCAGCAGCACCUCAUUGCUUGACCCGGUUUGUUUUAAAAUAAGUUCUAAUGUUUUGAAUUUAUUUAUUUUUUAACCUUCGUUAACAUUCCACUAUGUGUCAAAAAAGAUAAUUUAACUGCCAUUUGAAUCGUCUUUCAUUUAUGCUUAUCUGAAUGAAAUUUUAACACGUUCAUGAGUCAUUUUUGAUUGCCGUGUGCUUCAACUUUGCGCGAAUCUUAUCGAAGCAACUCGCUUAUCACUGAGAAUUCGACUUUUUUCAUUCCUCGAAUGAAUCGGUUUCAGAUAUUGAUUAACUUUUUAGUAUUGAUUGCAGGUGAGUUAUUAACCUGCUUUACAUUGAUCUGCUGCUCAGAAAUAACCGCCCAGAACUGUAGUUGCAACCCCUCUACUUCCUGGAACGACGUCACAGUUUUGAUUGAUUGGAGCAGUGAGGCUAGGAGUAAUACCAACUUUGUGAGUCUACAAUGAUAAUAAGGCAAAGGUUUCUGACUUGAAGGCUAUACAAAGCAUUCGAAACGUUCUUUCUGAAUUCAACUUCGCUAAUUUUGAUGACAACACUGGGACAACGGGAAGAAAUAACAUAAAUUACAAAUAAAGAGCCACAUUUUAGAACACAACUCGUCUAGGGGUGACCUUCUUCUCCGACAAAGUUCAAGUGAAGGCGAAUCUUGGAAGUGGAGACCGUGAUUCGAUUAGCUUUGAAGAUGUGACGCUCUCUUCCGAAGGAACUAAGGGACUCAGAUCGUCUGAUUUUUAUCCUUUUAUUUUUAGUUUAUCUCACAGUUAUAAGCAAUUUCAUGAUCGGAAGAGAAAGUUUUCGUGAUGAUUCUAAGAAUAAAUAUAAGAAAUAAACAAUUGGACAAGAUUUUAAGUCAAACGUAAGCUAUAGUAGACUAUUAUAUUCGAUUUUAAAGUACUUAUGAAAAUGGGAAGUCAUUUUUUUGAUGUUUUUCGCCGAACUCUCAAGUUUUCAGAGCUUUGCAAGUGGCCAUGGAUGAUUUUCGUAACUAUAAUACUGAUGGAACUCGCAAAACUUCCCCAAGGCAUCGUGUCAACUCCCGUAAAGUCAUCGCAUUGUUCAUUCAAGUUUUGUGAGUAUCAGGACUUUUAAAAGUAGCCCAAAAUAAUUCAGAAGCGACAGCGACGGUGUUAGGAAGGACACUGAACUGAUUUUUGAGCAAUUUCGGGAGAACGGCGGCAUUUUAUACAUUUAUCGUUGAGAAUAUCGAUUCAAACAAUGAAUGGAAGAAUAUUUUUCACAGAGAUGUCACCGACUUCACGCGACGCGGAAGAUGAAGCUUCGAGGGGAUAUUAUUCCACAAUGAUAGAGGAUCCAAUGAUGGACUCAUUCAGAGAAGCUUUGUGUGACGGUUAGGAAAAGAGUAAAAAAUGAAAAAUGGGUGGUUUUCAGCAAAUUGCUUCUGUCCAGACAGUGUUUCGCCCUAUCGCUCAUCUCUGACAGGGAAACCGGAAGAAGGUCAGUAUUCAUCGGAAAAUUUUAGUUUAUUCAUCUUCAAGCUUCUUGAAAGGCCAUCUUCAUUUUGUAAAACAGUCGUUUCAUAGUUGAGUUCUCACGAGAGAGAGAGAAUUUAUUGGAAUAUCUUGUUUCCUACCUUAUUGCGCAGUUUUUCUGAUUUCAAAGUUUAGCUUUAAGUAAUUUUGAACAUUUUUUGAACCUAUCUUUUCCAGGCUGUUACUAUCCGUCGAAUGCAAUGGCCAAUCUGCGAUACGCUGAAAGGUCUUGUUCUACUUUGUUCGGUUCAUACGGAAAACCGGCCCAUGUUUCAGCAGUAUAUAACAAGGAUCAGGCGGAUUUCCUUUUAGAAUGUAGUUUUCAAGCAUUCAGUUGCAUCGGAAAAUUUUAAUCUUCCAGUGGCGCACGUUGCUGAUUUGCUGAUCGGACUUAGUCGUAGCUCUGUUGAUGAGCCGUGGCGUUGGAUGGACGGCUCAACGGUGAGAUUCUUCGAACUUCCCUUCAAUUGUUGAAGAGAAAUUUUUUUGAAUAAAAAAUCUCGACAAAGUUCUAGUUUUCUAGUUUACAAGUCUGAUUUUUUUUUCUCAUUUUUCAAAUUUUGACCUCGGUAUCUUAUCUUCAUUUUGAAGUAUAUCAAAUGUUUGAUCGCGACUAUUUUUUGCUGAGUACCUUUUUUCAGCUCGGCGAGUCCGACUACCAGCCUUGGAUGGAAGAUGCUCAAGAAAUGGUCGGCGUGGUCGUCCAAACCCAAUCUGGCUGGAAAGUUAGUAGCGCCAGCCGUAGCUUCCAUUAUGUUUGCCAAUUUUCACCCUGCGAUUCGACUAAUUAUUGUCCGUAAAUUUUGAGGAACUUAUUUCUUGAUAAGACUAAUAAAUGAUGAUCUCUUGAUUUCGUUUCUUGUUUUGAUGGAAAGUCCGAUGAUUCCACUGCUUGACAGUUAUCUCUUUCAUGUCUGUUUUCGGUUGAUGUUACAUGGAUAAUGCAAAAGAGAGGUUCCUAGUUAAAUUCAUUAAAUCAAUAAUUUUUGGUGUUGCUUUUUUUUUUCGAGAAGGAAUUUAAAGAGAACCUGUGAUUUUUUAAGAUUUUUUCCGAUGAAAUUGAGGGUUUUUACUUCUUUUUUUUCCAUUUACGGUGGCACGUACGAGGCGUUUUUCUGCACUUGACUUUUGCAACGUUCCUAGCUUUUAUGCAACUCAAUGAUUUUUUUUUUCACCUUACCUAUUUAUUUUUAAAGAAACUUUCUUAAUUUUUUUUUUCGUCUUGGUAUUUCAUCAUUCUCGAAAUAGUCUUAUUUUAAGUACAACCAUAUACUGUAUAUGGUUGACAAGUUGUUAUUUUCCAAGACAUGAGUAAGAGAAGACGAGCCAUCUCCUAAGAAUGGCUACAGUGAGCACCACAUUCGGUGUCGUAGCGGUUCAUUUUGUGGCCGUCGCGUUCAUCGUUGGCUUUUUCUCCUCCGCCGUAAUUUAUCAACUAAAAUAUGCGCCGAUGGCCCCACCUGGCAUCCUCAACAGGACAAAGUCAACUAGUCAGUUAAAAAAAAAACGGAGAAAAUACGGAAAAUGUUUUUAGCAUCUCCAACUAGUUCAACAGCUUGGACUGUAGCGACAGAUUUCACGCCAGGAGGAGUUUCAACAACUGAAGAUGUGCCUUCAACGUCCCAUUCUUCUUCUUCUUCAGCUGGCCCCUCAACUUCAAGCUCGCAGACGUCGAGGACAGCGAGCAGUACUACGCAUGCUAGUCAAACCUCUCCGGCAUUACCAACAGUGUCGACGUCUACUGCAGCUACCGGAUCGCCGACGUCGACAAGAGGUCCUGGUGCGUCUACUACCGAGACCACUGAGACCUAUGCUUCUUCCACCGGAGCGACGUCUUCUGCGUCUUCUGGAAUGCAUACGUCCCCAACAGUUUCUAGUCAUUCUACUCAGACCAGUGGCGGUUCCUCGAUUUCGCCCUCUGUCACCACAAUCACUUCGAACUUGCCCUUCUCAACGACAAAAGUUCCAACUUCUCCUCAGACCAGAACUUCCCACCUUGCUUCCAUGUCACCGACCACAACCUCUAUGGUUCUUCCAAUGGAGGAGAUUGACUUUGGAUGUGGCGUCUGCAAUACGAGCAUUCUUCCCCUCAAUUUCAUGCUCAUUUUCCAAGUCUCCAAAGGCGUCAACUUUGAACAAGGCGUUCAGCAGGCUAGUUUCAACUUUGAAUAUUUCAACUUUUUCAAAGUUCAGAUGGAGUCGAAGGUUAAGCAGCUACUUCAGACCUUGUUGGGAAACAAUGAAACCAAGAAAAUCGGAAUCGUUUCCUACGAUGACAACGUCUAUGUAGUCCGACAGUAUUCGGAAAUGACGUCCAGCCAGAUAGAUGAAAUCAAAAUCGGUUACAACGGCCUGAGUGGGACUAAUUUAUACGAGUUAGAUGGUUUUUCGUAAGCUCGUUGAAAUUUUUCGUUCAGGGCGCUGAUCAAGGCGAUCAAUCAAACUCAACUUGGUAAUCUAGACAGCGGGUCUACAGCUAAUCCUGUGUUCAUUCUUGUGGCUUCUACAGAGAAGUUUGAUCAACUUUAACAUCUAUCGGAAAAUGGGAUCUCAACGUUUGGGCCUUAAAAAUUUAAUUACUUCAGAAACUAGGAACUGGCGCGGGUUCCAGCGAAUUUGUAGAAAGUUCGAAACCGCAAAGUAAAAUGACUUCCCGUGUUUCUUUUUUUGCUCAUCCAAAAGUUUUCAAGUCACCCUCACGAAAGACUUUUCCAUGUCGGAUGACAAUACUUUAAUUACAGUUGUUUUAAAACGUGUAUAUAGAUGAAUCUUUAAGCCGGCACGGAGUGAGACCAGCCAUCAACAUUGUCCGUGAAAUCCAAGCGUCCGCGACUUUUAUCGUCUACGGUAGCUCACGCAAAUUAGCGUGAUGAGAUGUGUUUUAAUUGACAGAGAGCGCAGCGGCAACGGGUGGACUAUCGGACGCCUUUCCGGAGUACUCGUCGCCGGGUUUCUACGGCAACUCGAUGACAGGCACCUUGAAUGGCCUUAUCGAUCCUCUUUGCGACGCACUGUGCACAUGUUCGCCUAAAAUGGAGUACAUUCCCAAUCCGCCGAGAAACGCGCCGAAAACAGGCCUGUAAUUAAUGCUAUACUCAUGGAAGUCAAAGAUUUGAGUUUAAGUUAAACUCUUUGUGUUUCUAAAUGACCAAGGUAACAUCAUCAAAAAGUGAAAUUAUCAAUCGGAAAGAGUUAAGAAAAGUAGUGAUAAAAAAAACCUUGAAAACUCAAAUGACAGUUUCUGGAAAUAUCCAACCUGGACGUUAUUAUAUUUCUAAAAAAAAAGGUGCGAGUUUCAAAUCCUCUCAAAGUCAAGUUGAUACGUUCUAAAAGACAUUUUUCAUUUUCAGGCUGCUACAAGAACGUUCCGAUCAGUGCGAGCUACGACAAAGCGAUCCAGGCUUGCGCUAGUCUGAAAAACGACCAAUGCGACAUUUUGGCCAACACGAGUAUCGUGGCGAUCGCCAAAACUCUGGAGGAAGACAAUUUCUUGCACUCAAGUACAUUUUUCCUUGUUUAGGAAUUGGAAAAUGAUAUAAAAUAGGCUCAAUCUGUACCAAGAAACCCAUGGUCUCAAAAAAGUUUUUCGUUAGCCUCGAUAAUACCUAGAGUUUGAAUAUUCUCAAAAUUUGAAGAAAAUUUAUAAAAUUUCACAUGUUUUCGGAGUAUUCUUUUUGUAUAAGCCUUCUGAUUUUAGGACUUGACGUCGGUCAAGAGUGCACUUGGAUUGGAUUAAAAUACGACUUCUUUUACAAUAGAUAUGUUUGGGCGGAUCAUAGCUUUUUGCUGGCGGUGAGCUUUUUUUUUUAAUUUUCCCGCUCUUGUAAACCCAAAUCCAAGCCGUUCGGAAUGAAAUUCACACAUUUUUCGGAAUCUAAGUCUUCAGAGCGAGUACAACGCCUGGCCUGAGGGCAUCAUUCCCGUACCGGCGCAAAACGAGACUUGCGUCGCAUCAUGCGAAUUCAAAGGCGAUUUGGGGAUCACGUGGGUGAAGAAAUCGUGUAAAAAGGACAGUCUUGUCUAUUCUUGCCAACAGCCGCCUUGCUCCCAGUACAAUACUGACCGCGGAAAAGCCAGAUAAUCGACCAAAUCACAGGAAUUUUCUUGCGAGUAUGAAAAAGAUGUCUCUGUAACUUUUUCAUUAUAUUUUUUGCAAAGAAACGAUUGAUUCUCACGAACGAAGACUGCGGUCAACGGUGGAACAGAAAUUUUUCGGAAUUUAAAAAUAUUCCGAAGGUCGAAGAUGUUUUUAUGAGGACCUUUUCCAAGUUCCCCAACUUUUUUCUUCUUUCUAUGCUAGAAUUUGGUCUUUUCGAAAAUUAUAGCUCUGUAGUAUAUCAUCACUAUUUUCUGAAGCCUGUAAUCAUUCUCCUUGCGGGAAGUUUUAAUGAAGACCCUUCAAUUUUCAAAAUUUUGCGAUUUUGAAAUUGAAAUUGUUAUUGUGAUUUUUUUUUUCGAAAAGAUCUGAAAUUACUACUGUUGCGUUAAACUUUGACAAAUAAGACAAAAACUGAACAAUUGUGAACUUUUUCUGAAUUUUUCGAGAAGCUGGGACCUAGGAUUGGAUUUUUUUGCUCCUUGCGGACAGAAAGAUCCUUUUUGAAAUUAGAAAAGUCACAUAAAGAAUCAAAAAUUAUUUCCGCUUUUUACCAUCCUGACUGUUUUUCGUUGAAUUUUUUUGCAUCAUUUUCAAAGGUCCAAAAGAAACUUGUGCUUUUUUUGAAUUUCAGAUAAUAAUAAUAAAAAAAUAUGGUCAAUUCAAAAAUAUGGUAAUUAUCUAAAACAUGUCCGGGUGUUUUUUUCGAUGCGUCUUCCCAUUAAAAAAAGUCAUUUUUUUGGAAGCUUUAAUAUAAAAAAAUCACCAUUGAUUAAUUUUCGAUAUUAUUCUUAGACUUUCAAGCUUUUUAAUGAAGUGAGAAAUGCAACUUUUCCUCGGCUGACCCAGAAAAGUAAGAACUUCCGAGGCUCCCCGAUGAUUUCCUUCGGACACCGACAAACAAAAAAAACGUUCGAUGUAUGCCCCGUCCGUUUUUGGUCAGAAAUACUCGCCCACACGAUGGAGAAACGAGGAAAAAGAGACACUCGACAUGGCUCUCGAGAUGUCUGCCGUUGGCCGAGAAUAUAUACAUAAUCUGUUCGAGUUAUCUCCACCUCGAACUUUCUUUUUUUUGGGAAACUUUAAGAUACACUGGCAUUUCCAAAUUUGACUGUAAAACUUUUUCAGGGUUGAGAAAGCUGUCUUUAGGAUAAUAAUACAAAGAAGCCUAUUCUUGCGAAUAAUUUAUGAUUUCUGAAAAGUUGGAGUCCUCAGGAACGUGUUAUCUCUACUCUCAUCAUUUUUGAAUCAAUGAGAAAAAAAGAACUCUGAAGAAAAAAAUUUCAAAGAAGAAAACAUCUUUUGUUUUUCAGCGAAAUCGAUUUCGAAGUUUCUUUUUUUAUCAACAAUGGUUUUUUUGACUAAAAUUUCUUAGAAAAAGGUCCACAUUUUCCAGGCUUCGGAUACGGACCUCCUUCUUCCUCAUUGACUGAGAAGUUUCCUCAAUCUAUUUAAUGAAUAUUUUUUUAAUUUAUUUAAAACAAAAAAAUUGUUGACUUUCACUGAAGUUCAUUCGGAUUCAAUCAGCUCGAUCGAUAUAUUAGGAUCCAAAAAUGCUCGAUUUUGGUUCAACCAUUUUAGAAUUUGACCCAGCUUAGGGGGAAGAAUCAUCUCCACUCUCAUCAAGGAUUAACGAGGGGAGAAAGUGAACGACUCUGGGCACAACGGCGACGGCGACGACGACGACAACGAGAAUGUGAGUGCGUGGAGUGGAAUGGAAGAGAGCCGAAAAAAGGAAAACGUGAGUCGGGAAAGGAGUGGUGAGCGGGAGAAUGUCUCCCACACCACCCAGAAACGGCUGUGUCCUGAUGUGUCCAUGUGGCUGGAUGGAUGCAAGGCUGCCGUUCUGCCUCGGCUCUGUUUGUGCGAGUAUGCGUGCGCCGCCAUCGCCGCCGUCGACGUCUUUGGUUGCUUUUUCGUUUCCGUAUCUUUUUCGAACGUUUCAAAGUCUCUUUUCAUUAAAACUUGCACCUCGGUAGAUCUACCAAAACAUCUGCAGCUGGGUUACGGUCACUCUCCUAGGUAAGACUAGAGCUUUUUUCCUGUCCUUGAACCGUCCAAAGUUUUAACUAUUGUUGGAAAUAGUUAUAGUGAAAUGUGGUAACAUUUUUGAGAUAAGAUUAAAUGAUUUCCGAUUUUUCUUAGAAAAAAAUUUUUCUUAUUUUUUUGAUUAAGUUUUUCUUCGAACUUUGAGGAGGCGCUGUUAAAUUCCAGAUAAAAGGCUAUUGUUACUUUUUCUUUUGUUGAUCUUUCCAUAUGGGAGAUUUUUUUCAAGUAUUAAUACUUUCUUCACAGUUAAUAUCAAAAUGUGAAAAAGUACUGGUUCAAAUUUUUUUUAGCCCAGAAAGAAUAAUUGAGAAUAUAGCCGAUUAAAUAUUCCCGGAAUCUGGAUUAAUUAAUGGAGAAUUACGUCAGGAACCCCAAACAAUUUUUUUACUCGAUUUAUUACGAUAUUUUGAUAAUUUCAUUGCGUAACUUCAGUUUAGCUUGAAAAAGUAUCAAUGCUCUCCUAGAACCCCUAGGGGAAUCAACUGUGUUAAGGCGUAUGA